Pisolithus orientalis is the source of this 1466-nucleotide messenger RNA. RefSeq names its product PrpF protein. NCBI's taxonomy places the organism in Eukaryota, Fungi, Basidiomycota, Agaricomycetes, Boletales, Pisolithaceae. The transcript has a single exon. The record is from RefSeq and is a predicted model, not a curated record. Bases 102 to 1310 code for a protein of 402 amino acids.
CUGCGUAGGUGAACGGUCAGCAACUUUGGACUCUGGGAUAGUCGUACAUUACAAGCUAAUGCGCACGGGGACCAGCGUGAUACCAAUUCAGUGGGCUGACUAUGCUGACAGUUGCCCAACCGCUCCCUCUCAAGGUUGGCCACACAUUCGUACGGCGCUCUUCUUUGAACAUCCCGAACUACACUCCUGCUACAUUCCUACGGGGUGGUGCAUCUAAAGGGAUCUUUUUCAACCGUGAUCACCUCCCGGCUGAUCGGUCGGAGUGGAGAUCCAUCUUCCUCCGGAUCAUGGGAUCUCCCGACACAGCCAACGGCCUACAGAUCAAUGGCAUGGGUGGUGGGAUUUCGAGCCUGUCCAAGAUCUGUGUUGUUGGCUCUGCUUCCGAGGAACAAAAGGCACAGGGCAUCGACGCUGAAUACACGUUCGCCCAACUUGGUAUCCGCGACACCACUGUGGAUUACGCUGGUAACUGCGGGAAUCUCUCCAGCAUGGUUGGGGCCUUUGCACUAGAAGAAGGCAUAUGUACCAAGCAGGAGUCGUCAGGCCGAACGACCAUACGCUUGUUCAACACGAAUACAACUUCUUGCAUACAUACGACAUUCCCCGUCACGGUCCUGAAUGGACAAACCUUCCCGAAACUCGACCUUCCACAGGCCUCCAUAGCUGGUGUUCCUGGUCAAGCUUCUCGGAUCCUUCUUGAAUUCCCGUCUCCUGCUGGCGCUCGCACUGGGAAGCUGUUGCCAACUGGAAACCCUAUUGACCUACUUCAUAUCCGUUCCCGCCGUGGUGCUCAGAUUCCUGCUUCACUUGUAGAUGCUACGAAUCCCUCUGUAUUCAUAUCCCAUGACGAUAUCAGCCGCGUCCUCGAUACUCCUCCACAACCAAGCCUUGACUACGGAAACCACGAGAUAAAAGAAAUUAUUGAAUCAAUUCGGACUGAGGCAGCCAUCAAGAUGGGCCUUGAACCAACUUCUCAGGCUCAACCGAAGAUCGCUAUCGUUUCUCCCCCAUCUUCGACUGAUUACGAUAUAUCCGUUCAUGCUUUUUCCAUGGGGGUAUUACACAAGGCAGUGCCAAUGACCCUCGGUUUAUGCCUCGGCGUCGCAGCUAACAUCGAAGGUUCUGUCCCCUGGAAAAAUGUGCGCACGUCGUCAUCCAGCGAGUCCUCGGCUGGGGUAACUAUUACCAAGAUGAAGCAUCCGAGCGGCAUUGUUGAGGUGCACACAGCGUUCGGACAAGGAGGUAUUCUCGAGAGUGUUGGGGCUGUACGGACUGGGCGGUGGCUCAUGAAAGGCGUCGUGUACCAUUAGAUUGAUUUCCGAGCGUCGCAGCGGUACUGAAUGUGUCGGUUCCCGGGUACGUAGCUCUGACGCACGGCACUCUUCUAAUAAAAUUGUCAGCGCCGCCAGUAGAUGGUUUACAAUUUGUAUCUAUUACAGAGCGCCUUCCGAAGUUCGAAAAAAGUG